AUGGCCGACCAACCACGUAGGCCCCGGCCUGCAACUUCGCCUACACGCGAAAAAGCCCAUUCCCCAUACCGAGACUCGCCUUCUCGAAGACUCAGGGACAUUGAGACUGGUGCUCACCAACAACCUCGCAACUCUCCCUAUUCUGCACAACGCCCGGCCUACGAUCACAACCCCCCUUCUCCCAGUUCCAGAACUGGCGACUGGGAACCCAUCAUGUCCAAUCCUGCCAAUCAAUCCGACUUGGGUCGAAAGAAGUCUCUCAUCCGUCCGGAAAGGAACCGUAUCGAUCGCGAUCAUCCUAACUACCAUUAUCGCAAACAUGCCCAGAAUAUGGAGGUUUUCCCCUCAACUACCGGCAAUGAUCCCGUUCUCGAAGAUGUGACCGAAACCCGAACCAUCAGUUCUGGCAGUAUGGAGCAUGGCGCCACCCCGAAUAACCCACCUGUACCCAGCCAUGGCCCACAGACAAACAAGGCUCGCGCUCCUGGAAAAAUCGAACCCGUCGGCAAGAAAGGUCCUCCUCGCAAACUGGUAAGAAAAGAGACCCGAAACAUGACGGAGGAGGAAAAGAGACAGCAAAAAGAGUUGGAUAAAAUCAAACCACCAAGUGCCUGGAACAUCUACUGCGCCAUCAUCACCUUUUGGGUCCCUGACUUUGUCCUUCAAUGUUUUGGUAUGCCCGCCCGGGCACAGCGACGAGCUUGGAGAGAGAAAGUCGGCUUGAUCAGUCUCAUUAUUGCCAUCGCCGCUUUCGUCGGUUUCCUGACCUUCGGAUUCACACAAGCCGUCUGUUCCGCUCCAGGUCUGAGAUUGAAGAUCAACCGUGUUGAUUCAGGGUAUAUGAUCUUCCAUGGCGGUGCAUACAACCUGGACGGCUCAAUGCAUCCUGCUGCUCUUGGUGUUCCACUCGAUACCAAUGUUCUCUAUGAUCUCCCACACAAAUACGGCGGCCAAGAUGGUAGUUUCAUGUUUCAAAAAGUCAACGGCCAGUGCAAGGAUCUCAUCACACUGGCUGAGGGCUCCGAUGUCCCAACAAACGCAAAUGGUGAACUUGCCUGGUACUUCCCAUGUGUCGCAUUCAAUCAAGAUGGUUCUUCCCCCGUCAAUACCACCGUACCUUACUAUCUCGGCUACUCGUGUCAUACCACCGAAAAGGCUCGUACCACUUUCUAUCAUUUGAGGAGAGCAGGUGAUGUCUUCUUCACCUGGGAUGACAUCAAAAAUCAAUCUCGAAACCUCGUCGUCUAUUCGGGCAACGUCAUCGAUUUAGAUCUUCUUAAUUGGUUCAACGCAAGUCAAGUUGUAUGGCCGAAGCAGUUCGAUGAACUCCGAGAGAACAAGGACAUCCGUGGUAUGGAUAUCACUCAUGUUUUGCAGUCAGGGUAUGACAAGAAAGUUGGCAAAUGCCUGUCCCAAAUCGCCAAAGUGGGAAGCAUUGAUACCGAAUCAGUUGGGUGUAUUGCGUCAAAGGUCGUUCUUUACGUCUCCCUCGUCUUUAUUCUGGCAAUUGUCUUGGCCAAAUUCUUUUUGGCAUUGGCUUUCCAGUGGUUUCUUUCUCGGAAAUUCGCUGCUGCAAAAUCCACCUCAAAGAUCGACUCGAAACAACGAGCCAAGCAGAUUGAAGAUUGGAGCAAUGACAUCUACAAACCUGCCCCGAAAAUCACCGAUCCAGCAACUACAGUUUCUGGUUCGGACGGCCGAAGCAGCAAACGUGGAAGCAUGUUGUUUCCCCAGACAUCUCGAUUUACCAGCCCUUAUGCCGUCGACCGCGCUAACAAGACCAACCGCUAUCCACCAACAACCAUGACGAGCCAGUCUUCAAAUGCCAAACUUGUUCAGCCGGGAAGUGGAGUUUACAAACAUGGCCAGAAUGCUAGUCAAGCCACCCUAGACAUGCACAGAAUGAGUGGUGGAGCUAGUCGCUCUAGCCUGUACCUUUCUGGCUAUGACACUCGCCAUUCUACUGUCAUGGAUGACGGCGGAGCAAAUGGACCAUUGGGUUUCAUUCACGAGAACGUCGUUCCGCAACCUCCUCCCGAGUGGCAACCAUUUGGUUAUCCCUUGGCUCAUACCAUUUGUCUCGUCACCGCAUAUUCUGAAGGCGAAGCUGGCAUUCGUACCACUCUGGACUCCAUCGCGACAACUGACUAUCCCAACAGCCACAAGGCCAUUCUUGUCAUCUGUGAUGGUCUGAUCAAAGGAAAGGGCGAAAAUCUCACUACCCCUGAUUUUGUUCUUGGUAUGAUGGGUGACUUUGUCGUUCUUCCCGAGGAUGUUCAGGCUUUUUCCUACGUUGCCGUGUCCAGUGGUUCUAAACGUCACAAUAUGGCCAAGGUCUACGCUGGCUUUUACGAUUACGGCCAAAACUCUCAGGUUGAUCCCACAAAGCAGCAACGAGUACCUAUGAUGGUUGUGGUCAAAUGUGGGACGCCCGAUGAAGCCACUAAGAGUAAACCAGGAAACCGAGGCAAGCGUGACAGUCAAAUUAUCUUGAUGUCCUUCCUGCAAAAAGUCAUGUUUGACGAACGUAUGACUGAACUCGAAUUCGAAAUGUUCAAUGGACUCUGGAAAGUGACUGGCAUGUCACCCGACUUUUACGAAACGGUUCUCAUGGUCGACGCCGAUACCAAGGUCUUUCCCGACAGUCUCACCCACAUGAUAUCCGCAAUGGUCAAGGAUCCCGAAAUCAUGGGUCUAUGUGGUGAAACAAAGAUUGCCAACAAAAACCAAUCUUGGGUCUCCCGGAUCCAGGUUUUCGAAUACUUCAUCUCUCAUCAUCUUUCAAAGUCAUUCGAAUCAGUCUUUGGUGGUGUCACUUGCCUUCCAGGCUGCUUCUGCAUGUACCGCAUCAAGUCACCCAAAGGUGGCCAGAAUUACUGGGUUCCAAUCUUGGCCAAUCCCGACAUUGUCGAGCACUAUUCCGAAAACGUGGUUGACACACUCCACAAGAAGAAUCUGUUACUUCUUGGUGAGGACAGAUAUCUUUCUACAUUGAUGUUGAAGACUUUCCCCAAAAGAAAACAAGUUUUUGUCCCUCAAGCAGUUUGCAAAACCACGGUACCUGAUGAGUUCAGCGUCCUGCUUUCUCAACGUCGUCGAUGGAUCAAUUCUACCAUUCAUAAUCUGAUGGAAUUGGUCUUGGUUCGAGAUCUUUGUGGCACUUUCUGCUUCAGUAUGCAAUUUGUCGUCUUCAUCGAACUUAUUGGUACAUUGGUGCUUCCGGCUGCCAUCUCUUUCACAGUUUACCUCAUCGUCAUCUCGAUUGUUAAGCGACCAGUGCCUGUUAUCCCAUUGAUUUUGCUUGGUCUCAUCCUGGGUCUUCCCGCUAUCUUGAUUGUUCUCACAGCGCACCGAUGGUCUUAUAUCCUAUGGAUGUUGAUUUAUCUGUGUUCUUUGCCAAUCUGGAAUUUCGUCCUGCCGGUGUAUGCAUUCUGGAAAUUCGAUGAUUUCAGUUGGGGUGAUACUCGGAAGACAGCGGGCGAGAAAACAAAGAAAGCAGGUAUCGAAUAUGAAGGAGAAUUCGAUAGCAGCAAAAUCACCAUGAAGAGAUGGGGAGAUUUUGAAAAGGAACGACGAGCCCAAGCCAGCGGCAUUCCUUGGUCAUCGCGGCCGCAAAGCGGGUAUAACUCGACACAACAGUUUGAACCAUAUUCUGACUACUAA
Messenger RNA from Exophiala bonariae, 3663 nucleotides. RefSeq lists its product as uncharacterized. Gene Ontology annotation, cellular component: cell septum; cell periphery. The coding region runs from base 1 to 3663 and encodes 1220 amino acids. The transcript has a single exon. The record is from RefSeq and is a predicted model, not a curated record. Gene Ontology annotation, molecular function: chitin synthase activity. NCBI's taxonomy places the organism in Eukaryota, Fungi, Ascomycota, Eurotiomycetes, Chaetothyriales, Herpotrichiellaceae.